AUGCCUAACCUCAGUUCUUUCUCUAAGGGUAUCCACAACCUCACCUCUCUUAAUGCCCUGCAUAUCGACAAGUGCCCUAAUCUUCGUUCCUUGCCUGACGAAAGAACACUCGCCACACUCUCAAGCCUAAUCAUCUCAAACUGCCCACUUCUUGAACAACGAUGUUUGAAGGAUAAAGGAGUAGAUUGGCAAAAGAUCGCCGACAUCCCCUAUAUUC
Molecule: messenger RNA, 217 nt
Organism: Ilex paraguariensis (yerba mate)
Lineage: Eukaryota; Viridiplantae; Streptophyta; Magnoliopsida; Aquifoliales; Aquifoliaceae
Source: the annotation of a GenBank genome assembly